Hibiscus syriacus is the source of this 828-nucleotide messenger RNA. RefSeq names its product MADS-box protein SVP-like. Gene Ontology annotation, cellular component: nucleus. Gene Ontology annotation, molecular function: protein dimerization activity; RNA polymerase II cis-regulatory region sequence-specific DNA binding; DNA-binding transcription factor activity, RNA polymerase II-specific. Lineage: Eukaryota; Viridiplantae; Streptophyta; Magnoliopsida; Malvales; Malvaceae. The transcript is spliced from 7 exons. Gene Ontology annotation, biological process: positive regulation of transcription by RNA polymerase II. The record is from RefSeq and is a predicted model, not a curated record. Bases 113 to 679 code for a protein of 188 amino acids.
CAACAAUAUCCCAUUUUGGUUAUAUCUUUGUUCUUCAUAGUCCAGAUUCCUCUCUACUCAUUCUGUCCGCCAUUAGCUUGCGUCUCUCUUGUGUUUUCCUCUAUUUGAGAUAAUGACGAGAAAGAAAAUCCAGAUCAAGAAAAUCGACGACACAUCGGCUAGGCAAGUGACUUUCUCAAAGAGGAGAAGAGGGCUUUUCAAGAAAGCUCAUGAGCUUUCAGUCCUUUGUGAUGCUGAGCUAGCUGCUAUAGUGUUUUCUGCAACCGGGAAGCUCUUUGAAUACUCCAGCACAAGUACGAGGCAGGUGAUUGAAAGGCGCAAUCAGCAGUCAGAAAAUGGGAUUGACAGAUCGAUUACCAAUCCAUCUCUUGAACUGCAGCUUGAGAUUAGCAGAUAUGCCAAUUUGAGCAAGGAUUUGGCUGCAAAGACCCACCAAUUCAGGCAGCUGAGGGGAGAGGAUCUCCAAGGGUUGGACUAUGAAGAAUUAAGUCACCUUGAAGAACUAGUUCUAGGAGGCCUGACCAGAGUUGUGGAAACAAAGGAUGAGAGAUUUUUCAAGGAAAUCAGCACCCUCAGGAUGAAGGAAACAGAACUGGUUGAAGAAAACCAGCAGUUGAAACAGCAAGUGAGUUGUGUACUGAUCAUUUCCAAAACAUUCUUGUUUACUGCUUUCAUUUGACAUAUCGAAUUUGAUUUCGGCAGCUGGAGGUCCAAGCGGUUGUAACUGAUCAUGGGAAACCAUCAGUGUCCUCUGAGAAUCCAAGUCAUGACUAUAAUAAUAGUUAUGACAUUUCUCUCAGACUUGGGUAAGUCACGUAACAGUAUACA